Messenger RNA from Lipotes vexillifer (Yangtze River dolphin), 1735 nucleotides. RefSeq names its product zinc finger protein 475 (gene ZNF475). The coding region runs from base 360 to 1715 and encodes 451 amino acids. Lineage: Eukaryota; Metazoa; Chordata; Mammalia; Artiodactyla; Lipotidae. The record is from RefSeq and is a predicted model, not a curated record. The transcript has 4 exons.
ACAUACUACAUGAACUCUUGCAAGAGGGGAUGUGAAUCGUGGAGCUCCCAGCUAUUCUGCUCCUGUUUCCACCAGCUCCCUCACUGAGGGGUUCAGCAGGCCAUGACAAAAGCCAAAAUAGAAAGAUGAAGAACAAAUGUUACAAGAUCUUGGAGGCAUCUGAGGUUUCAUGGGGACUUUCCAGCAUUCCAGACUGCUGCCUUGCAAUGAAGCUCUGAGUCACUGUCUUUGGGUCUAAGGUACUGGCUACAAUGUGGAACCCCAGAACAGCCAACCUGACUAACCUUCUCUCUAAGCAGAAGCCCAAAAUAUGUCUGGCCUGAAAUCAGAGCAAGCACUAGAGAAAGACUUCUUUGUUAAUGGAAAGAGGAAAGGAGAAAACGGUUUCCAACACGUUGCAACAGUCUUUCCACCAUUCUAAAGAGCCUACCUUCCUUGUAAACCAAGCUGUUCUAUCUAGUGCAUCCCAUUCUAGCUUUUUGCCAGAAAUUGAGCAUGUCAAUCCUGGUGAAAAAAUAAAGACAGACCCUCAGAAAAAUAGACCUGGAACUGUAAUACUCCUAAAAUGGUCCAGUAGGAGGAUUAUGUCGGAAAGUCAGCCCAGCCCCCCUGUGAUCCCAUCCCGCAGGCCCGGGUUCCAGGUGUGCCAUAUCUGUGGCCGAGAAUUUGGGUCCCAAUCGCUUGGCAUUCACAAGCCCCAGUGCUUGGAGAAGUGGCGUACUGAAAACAGCAAGUUGCCCAAGCACCUGAGGAGGCCAGAACCUUCCAAACCACUGCCUCUCAGUGGAAGUGGAUCCUACAAUCUUCAGGCAGCAUUCCAGAGUUCCCAGGCUCAGCUGCUGCCCUGUGAAUCCUGUGGUUGCAAGUUCUUGCCAGAUCAGCUUCUUGUUCAUCAGAGAAGCUGCAAGCCGAAGGGUGAGGGGCCCAGGGCACCAAACCCCAACAGUUCUGAUAAUCUUGCUGCUCUCAAGAAAGCUUCUGGUGGCAUCCCAACCCGACCAAGGGCUCUCAUCUGCUACGUCUGUGGUAGGGAAUUUGGCACUCUGUCCCUUCCUAUACAUCAGCCCAAAUGCCUGGAAAAGUGGAAAAUAGAAAAUGACCUGCUCCCCAGGGAGUUCUGCCAGCCACUACCACAGAAGCCUCAGCCCCUUCCAACUGGACAGUCCAACCAAGAGGGGCCGAGUCAAGCUCAGCUCGUACCCUACCCAAAUUGUAGCCGGACCUUUGCCCCUGACAGCUUUCUGGUACACCAGAGAAGUUGUACAGCUCAACCUAGCGGGCCAAAAGUUCAAGAUUUGACAUUAUGGAGUAAAGGUGGCCUCAAAGAGUCCACUAAUUCCAAGCAGCAAAGGAACAUGGCAGUACCCACUGUGACUGAUAAGCCAACAAUGAUAAGGCAUCCACCAACAGUUGUUUGCUACAUUUGUGGUCGUGAAUAUGGAACAAAAUCAAUUUUCAUCCAUGAGCCACAAUGUCUGAAAAAAUGGCAUAAUGAAAACAACUUGUUGCCUAAAGAGCUAAGGAGACCAGAACCGAAAAAGCCAGAAGUCAGGACCAUUACUGCCAAGGGUUUCUAUGAUCUUGAUGCCUUAAAUGAAGCUGCUUGGACAAGUGCCCAGAGCCUGUUGGUUCCCUGUAAUAUUUGUGGGCGUACCUUCCUGCCAGACAGACUGAUUGUUCACCAACGAUCCUGUAAACCAAAAGUCGCCAAGUAAAGCUCUUUCUCCCUACGAAA